Molecule: messenger RNA, 402 nt
Organism: Helianthus annuus (common sunflower)
Lineage: Eukaryota; Viridiplantae; Streptophyta; Magnoliopsida; Asterales; Asteraceae
Product: protein FAM98B-like
Exons: 1
Coding region: 1-402 (133 amino acids)
Source: RefSeq, a predicted model, not a curated record
AUGGCGGUGGCGGAGCUUAAAGCAAAAGCUGAAGCCGGAAUAAUCACCAUGACAUUGAGCGGUAAACCUGAGGAUUUGAAGAGGUUUCAAGUCACCCAGGGAAAGUCAGCAUCUGCCGAAAUUGUUUCCGGUGUAUCGUGGGCGAGUGCUAUGGCCUCUUUGAAUUACAUCGCUAACAAGAUCCCUUUAUGGAUCCGCCGCAAGCCCCCUCCAGUGCCCGAAGUCAGCAAAGAAAAACCCAAUGGGGUUAAAACCAAUGGUGGGGCUGUAGGGGGAAACGGUGGUGGUGGAGGUGCCAAAGAAAAUGGUAACGGUGGUGCGGGAGGUGGAAAAGAAGGUGGGAACGGUGGAGCGGUAGGGGGCAAUGGUGGUGAGGGAGGCGACAAUGGUGGUGGGGAAUAG